UGGUUCCGGUAGCAAACAUGGCGUCGUAAACAAAAACGGUUUAUGUUAACGCCUGCGCUAGCUUCGAGAGCUAACGCUAAUAAACUGCGUUAUUUAGCGAUUAAAACAGAAUACGAGCUCGUCUUUCGAGCUGUUUUCAACCUGAACCGAUGGAGACGUUUAUUUAAUUGUUAGUAUUUAAUGGCUGUAAAAGACUCCAUUACCCGUGAGCCUCGGGGGGUUAUUUAUGUCACGGGUUUAACCUGCCGUCACUGUGGGUGUGAUUCUGUUCAUUAAAGAAGUGCUGACGGUUGCUGGGCUGCAUUCAGCUGGCGGCCCGUUCCUGUCGGCACUCGGAGUUACAGCUAAAGUUCUGAUGGGACCCGAACUCAACACCAGCUGAAACCGGACUGUUAGCUUCACCGUCAACAUGCAGAUGACCUUUGAGGCCUCGAGCAGCGUGACCCUGCUGUUCGACGUCUGGAACGUUCACGGCCCUGCAGGCAUGGUGCUGUCGGUGUUUGUCGUCCUGCUGCUGACCGUCGUCUUUGAAAUCCUCAAAGUGUGGCGGGUUUGGCUGAGCAGCAGCUCCCGGCUGGCCCAGCGUCCGUCGGCGUACGCCGCCGCGGCGUUUGGCCGCACGGAGAGCUGCUCCGCGCUGGACGCCUCCGAGUCCUCGCUCGCCCCCACAGAGACCCGGCCGCCGAGCAGGAACAGCUGGCUGCUGCACGUCAUCCAGACGUGCCUCCACGUCCUGCAGGUGACGCUGGGCUACAUGCUGAUGCUCUGCGUCAUGUCCUACAACGUCUGGAUCUUCCUGGGCGUCGUCCUCGGCUCCGCCCUCGGCUAUUACGUCGCCUUCCCUCUGCUGGGCCAGAUGUCUCUGUACGGCCGGGUCCGGCACUGAACAGGCGAUGAGAAGUCACUUUCUUUGGACUCCACUGCAUCAUUACAGAGAGCUGCCUCACAAUGACUUGCACAAAACUCACCUGUACCUGGGAACCAGAACCGCAGGAGUCGACCAGGAAGUGUUUAUCAGGCCAGAGGGGACGAGAGCACAAAUAAUGUGGUUUGUCUGGCUGCAGGGCUAAUGGGCUGUUAUGUUAAAACGUAUCAUGUCAGGAGUUGUGUGUAGAAAAAAACAGCUUCUGCUCUCUGCCUUCCUGUUUUGGCAAUAAAAGCUAAUGUCUGCAACUUUAUAGUUGGCGCUAUGGUUGUCCAAACUUCUGCCCUGAAGGCCAAAACUGUGAAAUUUAAACAACAUGCAGGCCACUUUUUCACUAAAUUAAAAAUGCAAAAAGUAAUCAUGUUAUUGUUCUACCUGCUUGACAACAAACUAAAUUUACAUCCAAAACACAAAUGACCUUUGGGCUGUUGCCUUAUUAAAAGAAAAACAAUUUCAAAAUUUUUUUGGGGUCAUUAAUUGUUUUCUAUUCCAUUGGCCAAAUAGUUGCCAUUUUUCACUUGUGGCCAGGGCCCAAACAAAAUCAUUUCAAGGGUCACAAAUGGCAACCGGGCCACACUUUGGACACCCAUGCGCUAUAGUAACACUAUCAGAAAUCUGCCUCUUUCAACAGAUUGUUUACAAAGCAGAUACUUUUUGUGUGUUGCAUAUUUUCAGUAAACUCAAAUGAAAUGUCCUGCUAAUUGAGGAAACAAAUCAUUUGAUUUUUAGUCUGGAAACUCCUCUGAGUCAUUUUGGCCAUCAGCAGUCACAUGCUCCAUUUUGUUUUUCCUUUUUUGUCCGUCAGAAACUGCUGUUGCCUUGUAGCCGUUUGGUUUGGCUUGAAAUGGAAAACUUUUUACGACCCAUAUCUUAAAAGCUUGUGAUCAGUGUUUGUGAUUCUGUAUUUAAGGUUUUGUUUGAAUCAAAAAUAAAGAUUAAAGCUGCUGAA
Messenger RNA from Xiphophorus hellerii (green swordtail), 1874 nucleotides. It is a transcript of the gene slc31a2, whose product is annotated as solute carrier family 31 member 2. Gene Ontology annotation, molecular function: copper ion transmembrane transporter activity. Lineage: Eukaryota; Metazoa; Chordata; Actinopteri; Cyprinodontiformes; Poeciliidae. Gene Ontology annotation, biological process: copper ion transmembrane transport. The record is from RefSeq and is a predicted model, not a curated record. The transcript has 4 exons. The coding region runs from base 410 to 886 and encodes 158 amino acids. Gene Ontology annotation, cellular component: membrane.